Puma concolor (puma) is the source of this 1086-nucleotide messenger RNA. The record is from RefSeq and is a predicted model, not a curated record. NCBI's taxonomy places the organism in Eukaryota, Metazoa, Chordata, Mammalia, Carnivora, Felidae.
AUGCUGAUUAUUGAUGAUACUGUUGAGAAAGUUAGUGAAAAGUGGAGGGGAGUAUGUAUUCAGUAUCGCUAUGUUAUUUCUGUUAUUUUGCAGAAACUGAAAAGCGCAUCACAUGUGAUUGUCUCUUUAGUACAAGAUUAUCCAAACUAUAUGAUCAUAAAUCUAGACAAGCUGGAUUACUGUGCAAGCUUGAAGAAUCUUGAAACCAUUUCUAACAAACAAAACUACAAAUUUAUACAGGGUGACAUAUGUAAUUCUCACUUUGUGAAACUGCUUUUUGAAACAGAGAAAAUAGAUAUAGUGCUACAUUUUGCUGCGCAAACACAUGUAGAUCUUUCAUUUGUACGUGCCUUUGAGUUUACAUAUGUUAAUGUCUAUGGCACUCAUGUUUUGGUAAGUGCUGCUCAUGAAGCCAGAGUGGAGAAAUUUAUUUACGUUAGCACAGAUGAAGUGUAUGGAGGCAGUCUUGAUAAGGAAUUUGACGAAUCUUCACCCAAACAACCUACAAAUCCAUAUGCAUCAUCUAAAGCAGCUGCUGAGUGUUUUGUACAGUCUUACUGGGAACGAUAUAAAUUUCCAGCUGUCAUCACACGAAGCAGUAAUGUUUACGGACCACAUCAAUAUCCAGAAAAGGUUAUUCCAAAAUUUAUAUCUUUACUACAACACAACAGGAAAUGCUGCAUUCAUGGAUCAGGGCUUCAAACGAGAAAUUUCCUUUAUGCUACCGAUGUAGUAGAAGCAUUUCUCACUGUCCUCAAGAAGGGGAAACCAGGUGAAAUUUAUAACAUCGGAACCAAUUUUGAAAUGUCAGUUCUCCAGCUUGCCAAAGAACUAAUACAACUGAUCAAAGAGACCAAUUCAGAGUCUGAAAUGGAAAACUGGGUGGAUUAUGUUAAUGAUAGACCUACCAAUGACAUGAGAUAUCCAAUGAAGUCAGAAAAAAUACAUGGUUUAGGAUGGAGACCCAAAGUGCCUUGGAAAGAAGGAAUAAAAAAGACAAUUGACUGGUACAGAGAGAAUUUUCACAACUGGAAGAAUGCAGAAAAGGCAUUGGAACCCUUUCCAGUACAACCACCGUUUGUAUAG